Messenger RNA from Zymoseptoria tritici IPO323, 1887 nucleotides. RefSeq lists its product as uncharacterized. Gene Ontology annotation, cellular component: nucleus. The record is from RefSeq and is a predicted model, not a curated record. The transcript has 2 exons. Gene Ontology annotation, molecular function: nucleic acid binding. NCBI's taxonomy places the organism in Eukaryota, Fungi, Ascomycota, Dothideomycetes, Mycosphaerellales, Mycosphaerellaceae. Bases 1 to 1887 code for a protein of 628 amino acids.
AUGACAGAGCCGCACUGGAGAGUCGCGUGGCUCAUGAAGCAACUCGGCGGACGAGAGAAUCUGCCGCCCAAGCUGACAUCACCUGCAGAAGAAGAAGCGCCGCCGUCGAAUAAACCUACAAACUACGACUCCGAGGAGGAAGAGAGGAAGAAUCUGCCCAAGAUUGACACUCCGGCGGCUGUUGUGGAGAUUCAAAACGCAAGACUUCAGCAGCUGAAAGACUCAGCGACAGCUUCAGCACCGAAUCCAAGAGCAUCAGCGGCAUCCAUGUCAGACUUCGGCUUCGAAUCAGUUGCAUUCGACGAGCGCAAGGGACAGCCAGCACCUCUCGGCAUCAGCUUUGCACCGUUUGCCGCCGUCGCCAAGUACUGCUACACCUUUGUACCACCCAAGUGGUUGCAGCCAUUCGCAACCGAGUUCUUCGACAACGAGAAGAUUUACACGCGCGAUUGGGACCUCUACUACAUCAACUCCGAGUAUUGUGGCGUCCUCACCUUCGUUCCGGAAUACCAACUGCAGGCUCUUCUCGCUUCAAUCAAUACGAAGUUUCCAGAAGCCAAGAUCAAAAUCACCGACCGCAAUCGCGAAUCCGGUCUGAUCAUCGACUUCGAAGAUCUUCCUCAACAUCUCCGACCACGCUGGCUAGGCCGUUGCUCGUCACGAUCCAAGUUCCGAGCCUGGACUGAUCAGCUCCAGAUGGAGCCUGCUUCGACCAUCCCCACAGGGGACCGCAGCGUGGAGGCUUUCAAGGCGAAGAUGGACCUCGCGGCGCAGAGCGCGAAAUCGAAGAAAAAGGCGCAAAAGGCAAAGACGUUUCAACAUGUCAUCGUGCAGAGACAGGAUAUGGUGCGUCAGACUCUCAGAGCACAGCGUUACCUCGGAUUGCUGCCCGAGAGUGACGACUCUCUUAUGCCUGACAUCGCCUCUCUCACAAUGGCCAGUGCUAUCGAUGCCAACGUGCCCGCGCCACAUCCCUUCGACAGCGAACCCAUCUUCAUCGCCAUCGAUCUCGAAGCCUGGGAGAUGGCACCACGCAUGAUUACCGAAAUCGGUAUUGCAACCCUCGACACCCGCGAUCUCAAAGGCAUCCCACCAGGCGAUGUAGCCCAGAACUGGCAUCAAUUCAUUCGCGGGCGCCACUUCCUCGUGAAGGAAUACACCGGAUACGUGAACCAUCAAUUCGUCCAAGGCUGUCCCAACAGCUUCGAAUUUGGCGAGAGCGAAGUCAUCAGCAAAGACCACAUUCCCUCUUACCUCACCAGCUGUUUCCACCAACCAUUCAGCCAUCCCAACCCGCCCGAAGACGUCUCCGAAGAGCCACGCAACAUCGUCGUUGUCGGCCACGAUCUCGCCCAGGAUAUCAACUACUGCCACCAAAUCGGUUUCUCGGUCCUCAAUCGGAGCAGCAUCAUCGAUACCGCGGACACGGUCAGCUUAUACCGCGCCUUCACCAAAGAUCCAAACGCUCGCUCAUUGGGUACGAUUCUUUAUGACUUCGACCUCACUGGAUGGCACCUGCACAACGCCGGCAACGAUGCAGCGUACACCCUGCAGGCGAUGUUGGCGAUUUGCGUGAGGUCCGCGAUGGGGCGGACAUCGGUCGAAGAGGAGAGGAUCAAGACUGAGGAGCUGGAGAAGAAGAAAGUGGACGAGAAGGUGGAGGAGGCGAAGGUGAGAGUCAAGGAGGAUAUGACUGGGUGGGAUUCGAGCGAUGGUGACGACGGCGGGGUGGCUCUGCCUCCCAACGAGAAAGACUUUGAGCUUGGUGCACAGCGCGGUGUUGGAGGAGGUGGUCGAGGUGGGCGUGGCGGUCGCGGAGGCUAUGGAGGUCGUGGUGGAGGUGGAGGCGGACUGUACACUUCUGGCGGUGCGCCGUUGGAUGUUUGA